Molecule: messenger RNA, 1215 nt
Organism: Aplysia californica (California sea hare)
Lineage: Eukaryota; Metazoa; Mollusca; Gastropoda; Aplysiida; Aplysiidae
Product: mucin-5AC
Exons: 3
Source: RefSeq, a predicted model, not a curated record
AUGGAAAACCAGGUGUCCAGCGAGAUAUCCAAAUCUCCCUCACCAAAGACGAUGACUCAGCAUCUCACGACGAUUACGUCACAAACUCGGACAACGACUGACACAGUUAAGGACAUGACAUCCCCGGUGUCUACAGCUGGGGCAACAAUGGCAAACCAAAAGCCAGGAGCAGAGAAGAAAUCCUCUUCCUCAGAGAUAAACUCAGUUUCGACGAUAUCAUCGCCAGAAAGAACUACCUUGAGGCACGAAACCACUACAAGUAAAUUGUCGACUGAACUACCAACAAUUUCUACAGACAAAUCACGCACGGUCCUCUCUUCGUCUGACCCCGCGAUGACACCCACACGUUCCCAGCCAAAGAUACAAGCCACAAGUCUCAAAGACACGUCCCAAGAACGUUCUACGGAAAGUCCCACAACAUUGGGCAAAGAAUCACGAUCAUCUUUCUCACCAACUGUGCCUACAGCAAAUGUGGAGUUGGACACGAAAACAACAGGACGCGACAAAACGACACGCGUACACUCCUCGGAAAUGCCUGACACUGAGAGACAGGACCCAGCUACAAACUCACACACGUUUGACUCGAGUACUACAACAAUACCAAUAACAACCACAACAACGACAUUACCAACAACAUUACCAACAACAACAACAACAACAACACCAACACUACCAACAACAACAACAACGUCAAAAAUACCACUUACAACUUCAAAAAUACCACCACCACCAACAACAACAACAACACUACCAUCACCAACAACAAAAGUACCACCCCCAACAACAACAACAAUGCCAACAACAACGACAAUCGCACCACCAGCAACAGCAACACAGUCAACAACAACAACAACAACAACAACAACAACAAUGCCAACAACAACAACAACAACAACAAUGCCAACAACAACAACAACAACAAUGCCAACAACAACGACAAUAGCACCAACUACAACAACAACACAGUCAACAACAACAACAACGAAAAUGCCAACAACAACAACAACAAUAGCACCAACUACAACAACAAUAGCACCAACUACAACCAUAGCACCACCAACAACAACAAUAAUGCCAGCUACGACAACAGUACCAACAACAACAAAACAAUCAACAACAACAACAAUAGCACCAACUACAACAACAGCACCUACCACCACAACAAUGCCAACAACAACAACAACAACAACAACAACAACAACAAUGCCAACAACA